UCUGCAGUUGACGACAUGUAGCGGAUUUGAAUAAUUUAAUUUUAUCAAUUGAAGGUCACAAUUCUACAUUUGUAUUUUAAUCAGUUGGCUUGCCCCUUGUCGGCCCUCACUCCACCUAUAAUCGCCAGUGCUCUUGUACUGAGCUAUUUAAAAAAAAUCGACGAUGGCGUCGGCGAUGCUUAAACUUUUCAAAACAGAAUCUCAUUUAGUACUCCAUAGACGUUACAGCAGUGCAGCACCAACAACAAAACUAUUUAUUGAUGGACAAUUUCUUGAAUCAAAAACAAAUAACUGGAUUGAUCUAACUAAUCCUGCUACAAAUGAAGUUAUUGGAAGAGUACCAGAAACAACUCAAGCCGAAUUAAAUACAGCACUAGAAGCAGCGAAAAAGGCGUAUAAAUCAUGGAGCCAGAGCACUAUUAUGACCCGCCAACAGCUAAUGUUCAAAUUUGCUCGCCUGUUGCGCGAAAAUCAAAGCAAGUUAGCUGCAAAAAUAACAGAAGAACAGGGAAAAACAAUAGCUGAUGCUGAAGGCGAUGUACUCAGAGGCAUUCAAUCGGUGGAACAUUGUUGUAGUAUAACCUCUCUACAGCUAGGAGACUGCAUCCAGAAUAUCGCAAGAGAUAUGGACACGCACAGCUAUAAAGUCCCACUUGGAGUGGUCGGAGGGGUAGCAGCAUUCAACUUCCCAGUAAUGAUUCCUCUCUGGAUGUUCCCCCCGGCUCUUGUGACUGGCAACACCUGCCUCAUCAAACCCUCGGAGCAGGACCCCGGUGCUACCGUCAUGAUGAUGGAACUGUUGCAAGAAGCUGGCGCACCCCCCGGAGUUGUCAAUGUUGUCCACGGAACACACGAUACGGUCAACUUCUUCUGCGACAGCCCUGACAUCAAAGCAGUUUCUUUUGUCGGUGGUGACGCGGCCGGAAAACAUAUCUAUACAAGGGCUUCGGCUGCAGGCAAACGAGUACAGAGCAACAUGGGCGCUAAAAACCACGGCGUAAUCAUGCCCGAUGCAAACAAAGAACACACUCUCAACCAGUUGGCCGGUGCAGCGUUCGGAGCUGCCGGACAAAGGUGUAUGGCUCUUAGUACAGCUGUUUUUGUUGGCGAAGCAAAAGAAUGGAUACCGGACUUAGUAGACCGUGCGCAAGCGCUCAAAGUAAACGCCGGCCACGUACCCGGAACUGAUGUUGGACCAGUCAUAUCUGUUAAGGCUAAGGAGAGGAUUCUGAGGCUAGUUGAAUCAGGUAUCAAAGAAGGCGCCAAAAUCGUUCUAGACGGACGAAAUGUUAAGGUACAAGGUUUCGAAAAGGGUAACUUCGUCGGACCUACUAUCCUGACAGAUGUCAAACCAAAUAUGGAGUGCUACAAGGAAGAAAUCUUCGGCCCGGUCCUAGUUUGCCUAUUCGUUGACACAUUAGAUGAAGCCAUACAAUUAAUUAACUCGAACCCUUACGGUAACGGCACGGCUGUGUUUACAACAAAUGGCGCUACCGCAAGGAAAUUCGCUUCAGAAAUCGAUGUGGGUCAAGUUGGAGUUAAUGUUCCUAUCCCUGUCCCGUUAUCUAUGUUCUCCUUCACGGGCACCCGAGGCAGCUUUUUGGGCACAAAUCAUUUCUGUGGUAAACAGGGAAUAGAUUUCUAUACAGAAUUGAAGACUGUUGUAUCUUUUUGGCGACAGAGCGACGUAUCUCAUACCAAAGCUGCUGUAUCUAUGCCCACGCAACAGUAAAUAAAUAACAAUCUGAUUAAUCUCUGAUAAAAUCCAUAAUAUAAUUUUAUGUGACUAUUUAUUGUUUCCAGUGCCAUUUAUUAAAUGUAAGAAAAAGUGUAAAAGAGCAUUUAUAUUUUUAUAGAAAUGUUUAGUACUCAUAAUUUAUAAUAAUUGUCUUCCCAAUA
Messenger RNA from Pararge aegeria (speckled wood butterfly), 1899 nucleotides. RefSeq names its product probable methylmalonate-semialdehyde dehydrogenase [acylating], mitochondrial. The record is from RefSeq and is a predicted model, not a curated record. Gene Ontology annotation, cellular component: mitochondrion. The transcript has 10 exons. Gene Ontology annotation, biological process: L-valine catabolic process; thymine catabolic process. The coding region runs from base 164 to 1732 and encodes 522 amino acids. Gene Ontology annotation, molecular function: methylmalonate-semialdehyde dehydrogenase (acylating, NAD+) activity; malonate-semialdehyde dehydrogenase (acetylating, [NAD(P)+]) activity. Lineage: Eukaryota; Metazoa; Arthropoda; Insecta; Lepidoptera; Nymphalidae.